ACAGACAUCAGUCAUGGCAACGAACAUGUUUAUUUAACAAUUAGUGAGGUAUGCUUGUAAUAUUUCCAGCAAUGUUUGGAUUGCUGUUUUGUCUUUAUAUGUUGCUGGUAAAUGACAAUCCCUUUGAAAGAGAAAGAGAAACCGAACACAAUCCUUCAAGGACGUGGACGUUCUACAUCGAUCAGAACAGUGGAAGAAUGGUGUCUAUUCAUUCCGAUUCACAAAGCAACAUGACAGCAGAUUGUUAUGUGUCAGCAAAGAGAAUGGUCUUCAAUUACGUGAAAGGAAUCUUCCCAAAUUCAAGCCUGAUUUUUGUUGACAAGCCGUCAAUCGAAUAUCUCAUCGACAGUUGCACUCGAGCCAAAUUGAGCAGGCAUACUUUGGACGACGACGGCGAGGAGGUGUGGAAACUGUUUGGCAAAUUAAGCGGUUUCUUCAUCUUACCAGGUACAAAAUGGUGCGGUGCUGGCAACAUCGCCAAAAGUGAAAACGAUUUGGGUGUAGCAGUUAAGACCGAUAAAUGUUGUAGAGAUCACGACCGCUGCGGCGACUACAUUCUUGGAGGACGAAUCAAGCAUGGACUUCAGAAUGAUUCACCUUUCACGAAAUCUCAUUGCGAUUGUGACAGUCAGUUUCACAGUUGCUUGAAAAAAGCAGGCACCUGGACAUCAAAUGCAGUUGGGAUUAUUUAUUUCGAUUGCUUGCAGAUAAAGUGCUUUAAAAAAGAUCAUCCAGUCACACAGUGCAAAAAGCAUGUGGGAUAUCUCAAGAAAAGGUGUAUAGAAUAUGAACAUGAUCGAACCAGAAAGAAAAAAUGGCAAGUGUUCGACGCCAAGUGUUAUAAAUGGGUUUUCAAUAAAAACGCUCUUCUUCGAGAAAAAGGGGAUGUUUUCGAUUAUAUGAUUCAAAGAGCUUAUAGGAAUAAUCCAUACCAAUUGUAUGUAAAUACAGAUGUGAAAUAA
Molecule: messenger RNA, 962 nt
Organism: Argiope bruennichi
Lineage: Eukaryota; Metazoa; Arthropoda; Arachnida; Araneae; Araneidae
Exons: 5
Coding region: 51-962 (303 amino acids)
Biological process (GO): arachidonate secretion; phospholipid metabolic process
Source: RefSeq, a predicted model, not a curated record